Aplysia californica (California sea hare) is the source of this 2959-nucleotide messenger RNA. RefSeq lists its product as uncharacterized. The record is from RefSeq and is a predicted model, not a curated record. NCBI's taxonomy places the organism in Eukaryota, Metazoa, Mollusca, Gastropoda, Aplysiida, Aplysiidae.
AUAACCUCUCCACUGCGGUCCUUACGGCGGGCUCUGAUGGAGAAAGUCGCUACGCACAACUCAGCUCUUUCGACAGCUAUGGCUCUUCUUAUUACAGCCAGUCGCCAGCUCCCAUGAGGCCAGCUCCCAUGAGGCCACGUCCAGGACAGAAGGGAAAGCGUCUGGAAAGUGGUGACGAUUUCCGGAUCUCUGGGGUGAGGCCACGAAGUCUCCGUCCAGCCUUCACAUGCCGAGGUCAGGCCACGUACAGAGACCCUCUGGGACACCUGGUGGACGAGUGUGGUCGGCCAGUCACGUGGUCAACCCAGAGGUCACACACACCAGGCGGCCAGGAGGGGGAGGGGCAGGGGCAAGGACCUCCCUUAAGGUUCUGCCAUUACGCCGGAGGGGUGGGCGUGUUUGUCAACAGAAUGGGUGAGUACGUAGACGCCAACGGUCAGCCGAUAAAUAAAGUACUCCAACCGUUCAGAGAAGAGAUGGUCCGUCCGCUCGAACUGAGGUCGCCUCCAAAAGGUCAGGUCAUCCAUACACAGCCGACCCGGAAGAGACUGGCUCGGUCAGAGGUCAACAGAAUCUUGUCCGCCCGACUCCCGACGUGCAACAAGGCUAAAGGUGAAGGCGUUGAUACUAUGCUGAUCAGUGGGCCGGUCGAAAGAAAUACAGGGGGGAAGCAACAGACAGGGAAAAGAUUUCCCAUCGGCACGCUGACUCCAGACCCGAAGAUACGUGCACUGGUGAAUUUCACUAUGUUGAAAACGAUGCCCCAAGAUGAGGUUCCCGUGGAAAAGAUGUACCGGCGCUGUCGCGUGCCGUUACGCCGUCACCUGGCCCGACACAAGGACUACCCGCUGGUCUACAGCAUCAGGACGGGGCGGGCCGUCUUGCCGUACAGCUCACGGUCUGGUUACUUCGUUCACAAAAGACAACUAAAGAGCCAGAUGUACAAGUCAGUGAGAACAUUCCAGACAACGUCGGAAGACCUGGAGGAACAAAGAUGGCGGUUCGAGGAACAUCACCAGCAUAAGAGGUUGUUGAGUGCACUCGCUGCCUUGAGGGGGCAGACUCCGUGCCAGUCUGAGCAACAGGGAGAGGCCAUGUCUGCCGAGAGAGGUGAAGAAAAAGAGACGCCCGGCGAGGAGCACUCAGGAGCUGAUACGACUAAGCCUGUUCGACUAGCGCCCAUCCACACCAUGGACCUCAGUCCUCUAGAUUGCCCGGGCAAGCGCUCAGAGCGGCCUCUUAAAGGUUUCCGAACGUUCUACGCCAUACAGCAAGACGGUCUGGGUUCGAAACCUUCUCCAGAUAAGCAGUUACAAAAACCACCAGGCAAACAGAGAAAGCCGUACCCAGACUCCGACCUGGAGAGCCUCAGCAGUGUCAAGUCCGGGGCCCCCGUGGACUACCCGAUCCGCAAGAAGGACAGGACGUGUAGCCGACAGGGUCGUCUCCAAGCCAAGGAGGAGUCUCGGCGAGAAGGGGCGCACCCGUUCUACGAACCCCUACAGUUGUUGAAGACACACGGCGGGACAGAGGUACAACACGGCCAGCAAAGGCUGCUGGAGGAACUGGCCGACAGGGAGAAAGCGGAGGUCACUCAGGCCAUGCUCAACAGUCUGGUCGGCGGCCUGCUACAGUAUGAGAUUCCCGAGGUUCCCAACAUGAACAAGAACCUACAGACAUUUGUUGGUGUCAAACCAGACACCAAUAACAACAAAAUAAUUCACCGCAAGCAGCGAAGCCACAGUGCUAACAUCAAGUCUUUGAGAGGGUCCGACCGCGGCCCACAGAACCCCAUUGGCGAACAACGACACUCAGAAGUGGCCUACAUGAACUACAUCACCUCACCGAGAGCCGCCUUCACGGAUACUAAAGACAGCCCUAGGGAAGAGUCCCCACGGGUGGGGGGAGGGGGAGAUUUGAGCCGGGAACAGAUGUACAGAGAAUGGAGUGAGGCCGAGAGUGUGAUUCAGGACGACACAUUUUCUCUCCACAACGUUUUGGUUAACGCUCAGAAGUAUCAUCUCCGGAGACUAGACGAGGGUCCUAAGAGCAAAAUGUUAGAACUUCCACUGGUCAGUCCGCGCUAAUGAAACCAGCUCUUUUUUUUAGACUAAAUGGCCUGCACUGCGACAAUUUGUCAAAGUAAAAAAAAUGUAAUUUGUGGUGAAAGAGACACAUGAAGACAAUCAUUAGACACUGCCCAACACCAGAACAUGGGUGCCAUUCCAAAAGCAAGUACACAAGUGACAUUCGUUUAAAAAUGUUACUAUUUUUUUUAUUGUUUUGAAAAGGUCACCUGAAUACAGUCAACCUGUCAUGAGACAGCCACCUGUACAAAUGGCCACUUUCCAUCUCCCCUCUUGUGUUUUAUGUUAUAAUGGCACUCCAUAAUACAAUGACCUGACUAACGCAGACACUAGAUUUUAUCAACCAACAACUCAAAAAAGUCUAAGAUGGCCACACAAAUUUCUCAUCAACUGAUGCAUUGCCAUAAAAUUAUUUAUCUUCCUGUUUCCAAUGAGCUGACAUAAUCCAUUCACGGGGUUUUUUUGUUAGUUCCUCUAAUGAAUGAACCGAUCAUGUUGCAUAGGCCUUGCCCCCUAUUAACCCAAGUUGAUCAUUUGGAAACAAAUUUUCAGCUGCUGGUAAUGUUGAUGAGUAAGCCAUCACAAUCCAUUACCCUCGCCCACAAUUCUGACCAAAUGCCAAUCCUAGGUGAGAUGAACAGUCGCUCUUGUUUACCCAGUCAAUAACAAUGAACAUCAACAUAAACUUGCAAUGUGAGAAUGUCGCUCAUUCGCCGAGUGGUGAUAACCCAUUUGUUUGUUUUAGUAUGGCACUCGGUCUUCCUCAUCUGGCACAUUCCUUUCGUUUCAUCAUUGCGCACUGUCAUCCUCGUCUGAUUCAUUUCAUAGAAUACACCACCAAUGAUCUCCCUCCCUCAUAAAGAAAAAAAAAA